Molecule: messenger RNA, 1188 nt
Organism: Naegleria gruberi
Lineage: Eukaryota; Heterolobosea; Eutetramitea; Acrasida; Naegleriidae
Exons: 1
Coding region: 1-1188 (395 amino acids)
Molecular function (GO): protein binding
Source: RefSeq, a predicted model, not a curated record
AUGACAAAUCAAUUUCUUGCAUGUAUUGGAAGUGUUAGCUUUAAGAACAUUUCAAACAUAGAUGAAUUUUGGAAGUUAGUGGGAUUGAUGCCAAAAUUAACUGAAUUAAAAUUGAGCAAACACACUUUUAAUGAUAUUGAACCAAUUGGUAAAUUUAAACAAUUAACUAUUCUCAAUAUUAGUGACAACCCAAUAAUGAAAGGAGUUGAGGCGAUUGGUUUAUUAAAGCAAUUGACUGAACUAGAUGUUAGAUAUUGUCGAAUGGGUGAGGAAGGAUCAAAAAUUAUUAGCAAAUUGGGCCAAUUGACUAAUCUCGAUAUUUCUCACAACUCUAUUCGUUCAAAAGGGUUCAAAUUUAUAUGUGAGAUGAAACAAUUAAUAAUACUCAAAGUGCAGUACAACAAAUUAGAAAAAUCAUCAUCAAACCAAAUUGAAGAUUUGAAGCAAUUAACUAAACUUGAUAUAAGCGGAAACAAUAUUGAUGAUGAAGGCGCUAAAUCUAUUGGUCAAUUGAAACAACUGACCAAACUUGAUAUUUCCGUAAAUUAUUUAUCUAAUGUAGGAGUGAAACACUUAAGCGACCUGCAACAAUUGAUUUAUUUAAAUGUUAGCUAUAAUGAUGUUGAUGAGGAGGUGGCGAAAGAUAUUUACAACAUGAAAAAAUUAUCAAAACUAAAUAUUGGUGGAAAUGAUUUGAAUAUCGAGAGUUUUUCAAUGAUUGGUAAAAUGGACCAUUUGAAAAAGUUAGAAUUUGGAGUUGUAGGUCUUGGAAAUGAUGGCUUUGAGUUUAUAAGUAAAUUGAAACAUUUAACAAUGCUCGAUAUUUCAGAAAAUCAAAUUAAUGAUAAUGGAGCUGAAUUACUAAGCAGAAUGGAACACUUAACAAAACUUGAUGUUGGGUUCAACAGCAUUGGAGAUCGUGGUAUUAGAUCGAUUAGUAUGUUGAAAAAAUUGACUGAUCUAAAUGCACGUAACAAUGAGUUUGGUAAUGAAGGUGCAAAGUACAUUAGUGAAAUGAUGCAAUUAACUAUACUACAAGUUGAUGAGAACAAAUUUGGUGAUGAAGGAAUAAUUGCAAUCACUAAAAUGAAAAACUUGAAAAAACUUAGGAUUUUCUCGGAAUACAUGGAUAAGGAAGGGAAAGAUGCUCUCUUAAAUACGAAACAUAUCACAAAAUUGAAAUAUUAA